Messenger RNA from Saccharomyces mikatae IFO 1815, 672 nucleotides. It is a transcript of the gene RRP46, whose product is annotated as exosome non-catalytic core subunit RRP46. The transcript has a single exon. Gene Ontology annotation, cellular component: cytoplasmic exosome (RNase complex); nuclear exosome (RNase complex); nucleolus. Gene Ontology annotation, biological process: nuclear mRNA surveillance; poly(A)-dependent snoRNA 3'-end processing; rRNA catabolic process. NCBI's taxonomy places the organism in Eukaryota, Fungi, Ascomycota, Saccharomycetes, Saccharomycetales, Saccharomycetaceae. The coding region runs from base 1 to 672 and encodes 223 amino acids. The record is from RefSeq and is a predicted model, not a curated record.
AUGAGCAUUCAAGCAGAGAUAGGCAUGCUAGACCAUGUAGAUGGCUCAUCUCAGUUCAUAUCACAAGACACCAAGAUUAUUUGUUCUGUAACGGGUCCUAUUGAACCAAAGGCAAGACAAGAACUGCCUACACAAUUAGCAUUAGAAAUUAUUGUGCGUCCUGCGAAAGGCGUGGCCACCACUAGGGAGAAGGUACUCGAAGACAAAUUACGCGCGGUGCUGACUCCACUCAUCACCCGUUAUUGUUAUCCGAGACAGCUCUGUCAAAUAACCUGUCAAAUUUUAGAAUCCGGCGAAGAUGAAUCGGAAUUCUCGCUGAGAGAGCUAAGUUGUUGUAUAAAUGCGGCAUUCCUGGGCUUAGUCGACGCAGGAAUUGCCAUGAAUAGUAUGUGUGCAAGUAUCCCUAUUGCAAUCGUGAAGGACUCUAACGAAAUCAUUGUCAAUCCCACUGCUGAACAAUUGAGAAUAUCGCUCUCCGUCCACACUCUAGCGUUGGAGUUUGUCGAUGGCGGCAAGGUCGUGAAAAAUGUUCUAUUGUUGGACAGCAAUGGUGAUUUUAGUGAAGACCAAUUGUUUAAUCUGCUGGAGCUGGGUGAGAAAAAGUGUCAAGAACUUGUUAGGAGAUUAAGAGAAAUAAUACAAGACAAUAUAUCCCCACGUUUGGUUGCCUAG